CUGGCAUCCGCCUAAAAUGGGGUGAUCGCGCGAGAUGGUAUCGUAUUGCCGGUAUAAAAAGCAUCAAGGCUCCCCGCCGCCGGUCAGAACGGCUUCUAACGAAGGCUCCAGGGCUGUGUUCUCGUGUCUCGACUAGCCCAAAAGUCUCGUUAGCCCUCCGAAAAUGCCGAAACCUGUCGUCCAAGAGGGCGAGGACCCCGAUCCGACCCCGUACCUGUUCGUUUCUCUGGAACAGAAGCGUAUCGACCAGAGCAAACCUUACGAUGGCAAGAAGGCAUGCUGGGUGCCUGAUGAAAAGGAGGGCUUCGUGCAGGGCGAGAUCAAGGCCACCAAGGGAGACCUGGUCACCGUCAACCUGCCCGGUGGCGAGACUAAAGACUUCAAAAAGGAUCAAGUAGCGCAAGUCAACCCGCCCAAGUACGAAAAAUGCGAAGAUAUGUCCAACUUGACAUAUCUCAACGACGCUUCAGUAUUGUAUAAUUUGAAGCAGAGAUAUUACCAUAAACUCAUUUACACGUACUCGGGUCUCUUCUGUGUGGCCAUCAACCCUUACAAGAGAUUCCCCGUGUACACGACACGAUGCGCCAAGCUGUACCGUGGCAAGCGUCGUUCGGAAGUGCCACCUCACAUCUUCGCCAUUUCCGACGGCGCUUACGUCAACAUGCUGACCAACCACGAGAAUCAAUCUAUGUUGAUUACCGGUGAGUCUGGUGCUGGUAAGACUGAGAACACGAAGAAGGUAAUUGCGUACUUCGCCACUGUCGGUGCCUCCCAGAAGAAGGACCCAAGCCAGGAGAAGAAGGGCUCCCUGGAAGAUCAAGUAGUACAAACCAAUCCUGUACUUGAAGCGUUCGGUAACGCUAAGACCGUCCGUAACGACAACUCCUCUCGUUUCGGUAAAUUCAUCCGUAUCCAUUUCGGUCCAUCCGGAAAACUGGCUGGUGCUGACAUCGAAACCUAUCUGCUUGAGAAGGCUCGUGUCAUCUCCCAGCAAGCUCUUGAGCGUUCUUACCACAUCUUCUACCAGAUGAUGUCCGGCUCCGUCAACGGUCUUAAAGCCAUCUGCCUUUUGUCCAACGACGUCAUGGACUACAACAUCGUGUCCCAAGGAAAGACGGUCAUUCCCGGCGUCGAUGACGGCGAGGAAAUGAGAAUUACCGACCAAGCCUUCGACAUCCUUGGUUUCACCCAAGAGGAGAAAGACAAUGUAUACAAGAUCACUGCUGCCGUCAUGCAUAUGGGCUGCAUGAAGUUCAAGCAGAGGGGUCGCGAGGAGCAGGCCGAGGCUGAUGGUACCGAGGACGGUGACAAAGUUGCCAAGCUCCUCGGCGUCGACUGCGCUGACCUGUACAAGAACUUGUUGAAGCCCCGCAUCAAGGUCGGAAACGAGUUCGUGACCCAGGGUCGUAACAAGGACCAGGUCAUCAACUCCGUCGGUGCCCUCUGCAAGGGUAUCUUCGAUCGUCUCUUCAAGUGGCUCGUCAAGAAAUGUAACGAGACCCUAGACACCAAACAAAAGAGGCAGCACUUCAUCGGUGUACUGGAUAUUGCUGGUUUCGAAAUUUUCGACUUCAACGGUUUUGAGCAACUCUGCAUUAACUUCACAAACGAGAAACUGCAGCAGUUCUUUAACCAUCACAUGUUCGUGCUCGAGCAAGAAGAGUACCAGCGCGAAGGCAUCGAAUGGACUUUCAUUGAUUUUGGCAUGGACCUCCAAAACUGCAUUGACCUUAUUGAAAAGCCUAUGGGUAUCCUCUCCAUUCUUGAGGAAGAGUCUAUGUUCCCGAAAGCCACUGAUCAGACCUUCGUUGAGAAGCUGAACAACAACCACUUGGGCAAAUCUGCUCCUUACUUGAAGCCCAAACCCCCCAAGCCAGGUUGCCAAGCUGCUCACUUCGCCAUUGGUCACUACGCCGGUAACGUCGGCUACAACAUCACCGGUUGGCUCGAGAAGAACAAGGACCCGCUUAACGACACCGUCGUUGACCAGUUCAAGAAGGGCCAGAACAAACUUCUGGUCGAGAUCUUCGCUGAUCAUCCUGGCCAGUCUGGUGAUGCUGCUGGCGGUGGCGGUGGCAAGGGCGCUGGUGGCAAACGCGCUAAGGGUUCUGCCUUCCAGACUGUAUCAUCACUCUACAGGGAACAACUUAACAACUUGAUGACGACGCUGAGAUCCACCCAACCUCACUUCGUGCGUUGUAUCAUUCCCAAUGAAUUGAAACAGGCUGGUCUCAUCGACUCUCACCUUGUGAUGCAUCAGCUCACCUGUAACGGUGUGCUUGAAGGCAUCCGUAUUUGCCGUAAAGGUUUCCCCAACAGAAUGGUAUACCCUGACUUCAAGCUCCGCUACAAGAUCCUGGCCCCUCAAGCUGUGGACAAGGAAUCUGAUCCCAAGAAAAUUGCUCAAGUCAUCUUGGAGGCCACGGGCUUGGAUGUCGAGUCCUACCGUCUCGGUCACACCAAGGUAUUCUUCCGCGCUGGUGUCCUGGGUCAGAUGGAAGAGCUGCGUGAUGACAGGCUCUCCAAGAUCGUAUCAUGGCUCCAGGCUUACAUCCGCGGUUACUUGUCCCGUAAGGAGUACAAGAAGCUGCAGGAGCAGAGAUUGGCUCUCCAAGUUGUCCAGCGCAACUUGCGCAAGUACCUGCAACUCCGCACCUGGCCCUGGUGGAAACUGUGGCAGAAGGUCAAGCCUCUCCUCAACGUCACCCGCAUCGAGGACGAGAUCGCGAAACUCGAGGAGAAGGCACAGAAGGCUCAGGAGGCUUUCGAGAAGGAGGAGAAGCUCCGCAAGGAGGUCGAGGCCCUCAACGCCAAGCUGCUUGAGGAGAAGACCGCCCUGCUCGCCAACCUCGAAGGAAACCAGGGCAGCCUUGCCGAGACCCAGGAGCGCGCUAACAAGCUCCAGGCCCAGAAGGCUGAUCUCGAGAACCAACUCAGGGACACCCAAGACCGCCUCACCCAGGAAGAGGAUGCCCGCAACCAGCUCUUCCAAGCUAAGAAGAAGCUCGAACAGGAAGUCUCUGGCCUCAAGAAGGAUGUCGAGGACUUGGAACUGUCCGUACAGAAGUCCGAACAGGACAAGGCUACCAAGGACCACCAGAUCCGCAACUUGAAUGAUGAGAUCGCUCACCAGGAUGAGCUCAUCAACAAGUUGAACAAGGAGAAGAAACUCCAAGGUGAGACCAACCAGAAGACCUCAGAAGAACUCCAGGCUGCCGAAGACAAGGUCAACCACCUUAACAAGGUCAAGCAAAAGUUGGAGCAGACCCUUGACGAGCUCGAAGACUCUCUGGAGCGCGAAAAGAAACUGCGUGCUGACGUCGAAAAGCAGAGGAGGAAGGUUGAGGGAGACCUCAAGCUCACCCAGGAAGCUGUCGCCGACCUCGAGCGCAACAAGAAGGAACUCGAACAGACCAUCCAACGCAAGGACAAGGAAAUCUCAUCUCUCACCGCCAAACUCGAAGACGAACAGUCCCUGGUCAGCAAGCUCCAGAAACAGAUCAAGGAGCUCCAAGGCCGCAUCGAGGAGCUCGAAGAGGAAGUCGAGAGCGAGCGCCAGGCUCGCGCUAAGGCUGAGAAACAACGCGCUGACCUCGCUCGUGAACUUGAAGAGCUCGGCGAAAGGCUCGAGGAAGCCGGUGGCGCCACCUCUGCUCAGAUCGAGCUCAACAAGAAGCGCGAGGCCGAGCUCAGCAAGCUGCGCCGUGACCUCGAGGAGGCCAACAUCCAGCACGAAGCCACCCUCGCCAACCUCCGCAAGAAGCACAACGAUGCCGUCUCCGAGAUGGGUGAGCAGCUCGACCAGCUCAACAAGCUCAAGGCUAAGGCUGAGAAAGAGCGUGCUCAAUACUUUAGCGAAGUCAAUGACCUCCGUGCCGGUCUCGACCACUUGUCCAACGAAAAGGCUGCACAAGAAAAGAUCGUCAAGCAACUGCAGCACCAGCUCAACGAAGUCCAGAGCAAGGCUGACGAAGCCAACCGCACCCUCAACGACCUGGAUGCCGCUAAGAAGAAGCUGUCCAUCGAGAACUCCGACCUUCUCCGCCAACUGGAGGAGGCCGAGUCCCAGGUGUCUCAGCUCUCCAAGAUCAAGGUGUCGCUCACCACACAGCUCGAAGACACCAAGAGGCUCGCCGACGAGGAAGCCAGGGAACGUGCUACCCUUCUUGGCAAGUUCCGCAACUUGGAACACGACUUGGACAACAUCCGCGAACAGGUCGAGGAGGAAGCCGAGGGCAAGGCUGAUCUUCAACGCCAACUGUCCAAGGCCAACGCUGAGGCUCAACUGUGGCGCUCCAAGUACGAGUCCGAGGGCGUCGCUCGCUCCGAGGAACUCGAAGAGGCCAAGCGCAAGCUCCAGGCUCGUCUCGCCGAAGCCGAGGAGACAAUCGAAUCCCUCAACCAGAAGGUUGUCGCUCUCGAGAAGACCAAGCAGCGUCUCGCCACCGAGGUCGAGGACCUGCAGCUGGAGGUCGACCGUGCCACUGCUAUUGCCAACGCUGCAGAAAAGAAACAGAAGGCCUUCGACAAAAUCAUCGGAGAAUGGAAACUCAAGGUCGACGACCUUGCUGCCGAACUCGAUGCCAGCCAGAAGGAAUGCCGCAACUACUCCACCGAAUUGUUCCGCCUCAAGGGUGCCUACGAAGAAGGCCAGGAACAGCUCGAGGCUGUCCGCCGCGAGAACAAGAACCUUGCCGACGAAGUCAAGGACCUCCUGGACCAGAUCGGCGAAGGUGGCCGCAACAUCCACGAAAUCGAGAAAGCCAGGAAGCGUCUCGAGGCCGAGAAGGACGAGCUCCAGGCCGCCCUCGAAGAGGCCGAAGCGGCUCUCGAACAAGAAGAGAACAAGGUCCUCCGCGCUCAGCUCGAGCUGUCUCAAGUCAGACAGGAGAUCGACAGACGCAUCCAAGAGAAGGAGGAAGAAUUCGAAAACACACGCAAGAACCACCAGCGUGCCCUCGACUCCAUGCAGGCUUCCCUCGAAGCCGAGGCUAAGGGCAAGGCUGAGGCGUUGCGCAUGAAGAAGAAGCUCGAGGCAGACAUCAACGAGCUUGAAAUCGCCCUCGACCACGCCAACAAGGCUAACGCCGAGGCCCAGAAGAACAUCAAACGCUACCAGGCACAAAUCAAGGAUCUGCAAACCGCUCUCGAGGAGGAGCAGCGCGCCCGUGACGAUGCCCGCGAACAGCUCGGCAUCUCGGAGCGUCGCGCCAAUGCUCUUCAGAACGAACUGGAAGAGUCCCGCACACUCUUGGAGCAGGCCGACCGCGCCCGCCGCCAGGCCGAGCAGGAACUCAGUGACGCCCACGAGCAACUCAACGAGCUCUCCGCACAGAGCGCUUCCCUCUCUGCCGCCAAGAGGAAACUCGAGUCCGAGCUGCAAACCCUGCACUCCGACCUCGACGAACUUCUCAACGAGGCCAAGAACUCCGAAGAGAAGGCUAAGAAGGCCAUGGUCGACGCCGCUCGUCUGGCGGACGAGCUCCGCGCCGAGCAGGAUCACGCUCAGACCCAGGAGAAACUCCGCAAGGCUCUCGAGCAACAAAUCAAGGAACUCCAAGUUAGGCUCGAUGAGGCCGAGGCCAACGCGCUCAAGGGAGGCAAGAAGGCCAUCCAGAAACUCGAACAGAGAGUCAGAGAACUCGAGAACGAGCUCGACGGCGAACAGAGGAGGCACGCUGACGCACAGAAGAACUUGCGCAAGUCCGAGAGGCGCAUCAAGGAGCUCACCUUCCAGGCAGAAGAAGACCGCAAGAACCACGAACGUAUGCAGGACCUCGUCGAUAAACUGCAGCAGAAGAUCAAGACAUACAAGAGGCAGAUCGAGGAGGCCGAAGAGAUUGCCGCCCUCAACUUGGCUAAGUUCCGCAAGGCGCAACAGGAGCUCGAGGAGGCCGAAGAGAGGGCAGACCUCGCCGAGCAGGCCAUCAGCAAGUUCCGCGGCAAGGGACGCGCGGGAUCUGCAGCGAGAGGAGUCAGCCCGGCGGCGUCCAUUAAAGGGCGCCCAUAGAUCAGCACUGGAGUUUAUCCCCAGCGCUCGCGCCCCGCCCUUGCUGACGGCUUCGGCACCUUCCCACCUAGGUUCGACCUGGCGCCCGAAGAUUUCUAAACGUUCCACUACAAAACAUAAAAACGGACUGUACAGAUUUUUCGUUGAAAACGUAACUUUUUAUACAUUAGCUGUUGAUGAUGAGCGAAAAACUGUAAAAUACUAAAUAUGCAAUUCUUUUUUUUUGUAAGCCAAACAAAAAUAUAUACACUUUAGGGAUCUAAUGUUUUUACGAAAGGCUAUUUUGUAACGUUGUUGAUAUUUAUUUAUAUUAUUUAUUACCGUGGAGUAUGUAUCGAGAGUGCGAGCGAGUGCGUCGGAUGCACGUGCGCGCGCGAGCACCGCCGAGACACGCCCCCCACCCCCGCACCGCACACCCGCACGUGCACCCCGCGCACCCUCCAUUUGACAUCUAAUAAAGCGAUAUCGUUGUCAUAAAAUAUUUA
Messenger RNA from Bombyx mandarina (wild silkworm), 6495 nucleotides. It is a transcript of the gene Mhc, whose product is annotated as myosin heavy chain. The record is from RefSeq and is a predicted model, not a curated record. Gene Ontology annotation, molecular function: ATP binding; actin filament binding; microfilament motor activity. Gene Ontology annotation, biological process: actin filament organization; sarcomere organization; muscle contraction. NCBI's taxonomy places the organism in Eukaryota, Metazoa, Arthropoda, Insecta, Lepidoptera, Bombycidae. Gene Ontology annotation, cellular component: actin cytoskeleton; cytoplasm; myosin II complex.